AUGCCAGCCAAAUCGCCAGCGCAGAUUUUUCUGGAGAAGGCCGACAAGAAGGCCAACGCGUCGUCAGGAUGGUUCUCCUCGUCCACAACCAAAUGGGAGGAGGCCGGCGAUCUCUAUCAGCAGGCUGCUAAUUCAUUCAAGCUCGACAAACUAUUCAAGGAGGCGGGCGACGCGUUCGCAAGAGAGGCAGAAUGCAGGGAGAGAUGCAAGGAGACGAAUGAUGCUGCCAAUGCCUGGUGGAAUGCCGCGAAGGCUUAUAAGAGAGGGUUCCCUGAUUUGGCCAUCCAGGCAUUAACACAGACCAUAACGCACUUUACCCAAGGCGGGCGUUUCCGCCAGGCAGCAGAUCGCGAGAAGGAGAUUGCGCAGAUAUACUUGCAGGAGCAGCAUGACCUCCAGCGAGCCUGCGAAAGCUUCGAGCGCGCUGGAGAUUGGUAUGCCCAGGAGGAUGCUAUAGCGACCGCCAACGCGUGCUUCAAGGACGCUGCAGAUCUGCACGCCGACCUAGAGCAAUAUCCUGCUGCUAUUGCUCGCUACGAGCAAGUCGCCGACCAUUCGCUCGGCUCGGCUCUGACCAAGUACAGCGUCAAGGAGUACUGGCUGAGGGCUCUCUUAUGCUCCCUCGCCAUGCAGGAUCCCGUCACAGCGAGGCGUAGCUUGACUCGUUACAGCUCCCUCGAUACCACCUUCUCCACAACACGCGAAGCCAAGUUUGCAAGCGCGCUGAUGGAAGCCUUUGAGUCGGGGGAUCAGGAAGCGUUUACUGGAGCAGUUGUCGAGUUUGAUCAGGUCACGAAGCUGGAUAACUGGAAGACGGGGAUCCUUUUGAAGAUCAAGAGAGGCAUCCAGGACGAGCCCGGUCUCACCUAA
Messenger RNA from Heterobasidion irregulare TC 32-1, 870 nucleotides. RefSeq lists its product as uncharacterized. Bases 1 to 870 code for a protein of 289 amino acids. The transcript is spliced from 4 exons. Gene Ontology annotation, biological process: SNARE complex disassembly; intracellular protein transport. NCBI's taxonomy places the organism in Eukaryota, Fungi, Basidiomycota, Agaricomycetes, Russulales, Bondarzewiaceae. Gene Ontology annotation, cellular component: SNARE complex; vacuolar membrane. The record is from RefSeq and is a predicted model, not a curated record. Gene Ontology annotation, molecular function: soluble NSF attachment protein activity; syntaxin binding.